Messenger RNA from Guillardia theta CCMP2712, 484 nucleotides. RefSeq lists its product as hypothetical. Lineage: Eukaryota; Cryptophyceae; Pyrenomonadales; Geminigeraceae. The transcript has 5 exons. Bases 80 to 388 code for a protein of 102 amino acids. The record is from RefSeq and is a predicted model, not a curated record.
CCCUCGGCAGUCCCGACCCUCUCUUCCUCUUUUUCUCUACAUCUGCUCUGCUACCUGAGCAACUUACAAACUCAGCGCCAUGGCUACACCCAAGCACACGAUUGUUCUUCUGCAGGAAACAGCCAGCAAGAGCACAAGAACUUUCAGCGACUUCGAAAGUGUCUCAGAGGCCAUGAACGGCAUUUGCCAGCUGUACGAACAGAGGUUGAAGCAAAUGAAUCCUGGCAUGAGGAACAUUACCUACGACAUCUCUGAGCUGUAUGCAUUCAUCGAUCAGCUUGGCGACCUGUGCUGCCUCGUGUACAACGGUUACGGUGCCUAUGAACCUCACAACAAGCAGUGGGUCAAAGACAGAGUGUUUGCUCAUUUGAAAAGAAUGGCACAAUGAUGGUAAUUUGAAUCGAUGCAACUCAUCUAGCUCAUGUAGAAUGCAAAAGUACACGGGGAUCUGAUGUUGACACAUAAAAUUGUAGCAGAGAACUUC